Molecule: messenger RNA, 1530 nt
Organism: Topomyia yanbarensis
Lineage: Eukaryota; Metazoa; Arthropoda; Insecta; Diptera; Culicidae
Exons: 1
Coding region: 1-1530 (509 amino acids)
Biological process (GO): DNA integration
Molecular function (GO): nucleic acid binding
Source: RefSeq, a predicted model, not a curated record
AUGCGCCUUUUACGUCAUACAGCUUGGCUGAAGCGCUACAUUAGAAAUCUCAAAGCUAAGAGAGAUGGAGCACCUCUUUCACUUGGUGAGCUCACCCAAGAAGAACUGUUGGCGGCGGAUCGCAUAGCUCAGGAGUCAGUCUACCUCGAGGAAAUAGCAGUUCUCACCAAAGCAAUUAACUAUGACGAUGCAUAUAAGUACCGAAUACCCAAAAGCAGUUCCAUCUACCAACUGUCACCGUAUCUCGACAAUUUCGAUGUGCUGCGAAUGCGUGGAAGAACAGGUGCAUGUGAAUUCACUGAGCCAGGCGCUAGCUGUCCCAUUAUUCUUCCACGGAAUCAUCACGUUACGGAACUCAUCGUACGAUCUGUGCACUGGCGUUAUCAUCACCUAAACCACGAGACGGUUGUGAACGAGCUUCAGCAGAAGUACAGAAUUCCGAUGCUGCGCCGUGUAUUCCGUGGCGUGAUUCGGGUCACUUGUCAAACCUGCAAGAAUCGUCUUGCUCGCACUGAUGCUCCUUUCAUGGCCGAUGUUCCACCAGCAAGAUUAGCUGCGUUCACUAGGCCAUUCUCGUAUACCGGAGUGGACUACUUCGGUCCGAUGUAUGUUGCUGUUGGUCGGCGUGUUGAGAAACGCUGGGGAGUGCUCCUCACCUGUUUGGUAACUAGAGCAGUUCACACCGAGAUUGCACACUCUCUCAACACCGACUCGUGUAUACUGGCACUUCGAAACUUCAUGGCACUGCGAGGAACCCCAUUGGAGCUGUUUAGUGACCAAGGAACAAACUUUGUCGGCGCUGACCGCGAAUUGAAGGAGGCAUACCAGAGAAUCGAUCAAAAUCUAUUGUUCAAGGAGUUUACUACAUCCAACACCAAAUGGUCGUUCAUCCCCCCAGGAUCACCGCACAUGGGAGGCAGCUGGGAAAGGAUGGUGCAAUCAGUCAAGAAAGUCCUCAAUCAGAUGAAACUACCCCGCAAUCCGACUGACGAAGUGCUCCGAAACACACUAUUAGAAAUCGCAAACGUCAUCAACUCGCGACCCCUUACUUAUAUUCCCAUUGAUGACGAGAACUCUCAUGCAUUGACACCCAAUCAUUUCUUGAUUAACUCUUCGAGCGGAUGCAAACCACUCACGAUAUUCGAUGAUAGCCCCGCCGCGCUUACAAAUAAUUGGAAGACUUCACAAAUUUAUGCGAACCACUUUUGGCGAAGAUGGGUUCGCGAAUAUCUACCAACAAUCUGUCGUCGAACCAAAUGGCAUCAACCUACAAGACAAAUCCGCGUAGGGCACGUCGUUAUCAUAGUGGAUCCUACCCUGCCACGAAACGUAUGGCCUAAAGGCCGAGUUGUGGCCAUCAGGAAUAAAGAUGACCAAGUCCGAAGUGCCACCGUACAAACUAGCAUGGGAGUAUAUGAACGACCAGCUGUUAAAUUUGUUGUUCUGCACGUCGGAGUAACAAGUAGUAAGCAGGAUUCGACAUCCAGCGUACUGGGGGGAGUGUUACGCCCUUUGGCGAGCUCCUCCUAG